Juglans regia (Persian walnut) is the source of this 1597-nucleotide messenger RNA. Its product is annotated as ribosome-recycling factor. NCBI's taxonomy places the organism in Eukaryota, Viridiplantae, Streptophyta, Magnoliopsida, Fagales, Juglandaceae. Gene Ontology annotation, biological process: translation. Gene Ontology annotation, cellular component: mitochondrion. Gene Ontology annotation, molecular function: ribosomal large subunit binding. Bases 395 to 1327 code for a protein of 310 amino acids. The transcript is spliced from 8 exons. The record is from RefSeq and is a predicted model, not a curated record.
ACUGGAGAUGCAGAACUACGGCCACAUUUCCAUAAUUCCAUUCCCAGUGGGAAAUGAAAGUAAAAGCAUGGACAAGGAAUUCCUCAUGCUCUGCAACUUAGAACAGAUUCCUUGCAAUACCAAUCGUUUUGCCGCUUCCACAUGCACUUGAAUUUCACAAGCUCUGAUCUUGAUUAAUCCAUGGUUAGAAAGCACUCCCAUUUCUGUAUCAAACUCCCUGACGAGCUUCAAAGUUUAUAAGCCUCCAUAUACUUCCAUAGGUGGGUUUUGGAAAGUUUUACAGUGCUUCUGAAUCUACCAUAAGAGUUCGUUCCCAUGCUCUUUGAGAAUGGCUUUUCAAGGUAAGGGAUGAGAAUGGGUUGGGUUCGAUCUGUUCAUCAGCAAUAUUAACUUCAUGAUGGGCCUGAUGUCACCGAUUAAACCCACGUGGGCUUCACCGGCCCAUUUUGUACAGUUCGGGGAUCACUCCAGGGUUUAUCAAAAAAACCUAAAACCCCGACAAGAAGCAGGGAAACCUGGAGCCAUGGCGAUCUUUCUUAGACGCGCAUUCUCCAGUCGGAACAUCCUUCUACUCCGAAGUAGCUCCCCCCUUCAUGGCCGCGAGCUCUCUCAUAUGAUUAGCUACACUACCAACAAUGCCCGCAACUCAGAGACUCACCACAGGAUUCCCACUCUUCCGGCCGUUGAUUUUCUCAGAGAGUGUCGCAGAGGCUUCGCCAAAGGACGUAAAUCAAAGGAUGAUGACGCUGCAAGCAAUAUUGAUGUUUCACCUGAUAUUGGACCCACUAUUAAGGCAAAUGCUUCUGCACAGAUGGAGGCUGCAAUAGGUGCAUUAUCAGGAGAGUUGAAUAAACUAAGAACAGGAAGGGCAUCUCCAGGGAUGCUUGACCACAUUAUUGUAGAAACUGAUGAUGUGAAGAUGCCCUUGAGUCAUUUAGCUGUUGUUUCAGUCAUGGAUUCCAAAACAUUAUCAGUAAAUCCUUAUGAUCCAAAUACCUUAAAAAAAUUAGAGAGCGCGAUUGUUGCUUCUCCAUUAGGCUUAAGUCCCAAAGUGGAUGGUGAGCGGCUGAUUGCAAUUAUUCCACCAUUGACGAAAGAGCAUAUACAGGCUGUAUGUAAGGUGGUUACCAAGUCUUGUGAAGAUGCCAGGCAAAGUAUAAGAAGGGCUCGCCAGAAGGCAAUGGAUACAGUAAAGAAAUUAUAUUCACAUGCCCCCAAGGAUGAUCUGAAGAAAUUAGAGAAAGAGGUUGAUGAGCUGACCAAAAAAUUUGUUAAGUCCGCAGAAGAUAUGUGCAAGUCAAAGGAAAAAGAGAUCACUGGAGGGUGAGAGGUGGUCUAACCGUCUCUAUUUCUGCAAGAUUACACAGCUUUUGGAACUCUCAACUUAGUGAAGCCUUUGGUAUAAAAAAUUUUGGGUGAUCGAAUUCCAUGAUAAAGUGAGCUUUUUUCAAAAGUCCAUCCGUCAGAGUUUGCAUUUGGAUGGCAGUUUCAAUAUAAAAAUCCAGUAGAAAUCUUUUUUAAUGUGAAGAAUUUCGCUUAUAUUUUGAAAAAUAUUCUGAAGGCAAUUGGCAAUGAUUUGUAUGGCGUUAACCUCCCA